UUGUCAGGGAUGAGAGUACACUCAACACACAUUUACAUGUUGUCAUGUAAAAAUAGCUUCUGCUAAUGGUAGCAACUUUGGGAUUACCUGUACCAGUGUCAGUUACAGUAAUUUCUUCUGAAAGCUCAUGAGCUUCUGUUUGCUGUCAGUCAUCAACACCAAACUUGACUGAACCAAAACUCUGUGCAUUGUUUUAUAUUUGGGGUAUCAUACAAGUAGAUAUUUGAUCUUUAUUUUUGACAUUUUGAGAAAUUUCGAGUGUUGAACUGUUCUUUUUUCUGGUUAAUAACAGAUGAGUACAAAUUAAGUCUGAAUUUAUGAUCAUGCUUCAAACAACAAAGAGGAAAGAAGCUUGUAUGCUCUCCGUUUUCUUACAUUUCCAUUACAAGUUACACAAACAUGCACGAUACUAGAUUCACGUUUUCUUAGCGUCAUUGAGUCAAAGAUAUAAGCCAUUGUUUGAAGAACAAUGUAAAUUUUGCUUCUGUAUUGGUGUUGUUGGGACAUGCGCUUAAGGUAUUUUUUUACGCAAGCGGAACACUUCUGAGGGGGACUUUAUAGAUGAACACCGCUUGUUUCCGGUUUUCGUUGGUUUGAAUUAUUUCGAAGCAGCAGCGAGAUACUGACAGGGCGAGCUCUGGAUUUAAAGCUCCAGAGUCACAUUGACUUGUUUUUGGACUUAUUCUCUGAGAGUCAUGUCGACACUGUUUCCGUCCCUGCUCCCGCGGGUCACCGAGUCUCUGUGGUUCAACCUGGACAGACCUUGCGUGGACGAGACGGAGCUGCAGCAGCAGGAGCAGCAACAUCAAACUUGGCUGCAGAGCAUCGCGGAGAAAGACAACAACUUAAUGCCCAUCGGGAAACCUGUUUUUGAGGCAGGUUAUGAGGAGGAGGAGGAAGAGGAUGAUGAGGAUGAGGAAGACAGUGAGGAAGACUCGGAAGAUGAAGAAGACAUGCAGGACAUGGACGAGAUGAAUGACUACAACGAGUCGCCUGAUGACGGCGAGAUCAAUGAGGUGGACAUGGAAGGAGCAGACCAAGACCAGGACCAGUGGAUGAUUUAAAGCAAUUUUCUGUCGCAAUCGGCGUCUGGAUUUACACUCGCUACCAAAAAUGUGACUGAUGCCUAACCACUCUGUGACUCAGAUAUGUUUUAAUAUUUGUGCACCUGGGAUGAAAAUCUAGUUGAAACACAUUAAGAUACUUCAGGGGAGCGUUCAGGUGAAUCUUAAGCUGUGAUCCAUCAGUUUUUAAAGCUGUAGACAUUGUUGGACAUUGCUGUGAAGUCUGCUGCCUGGAACACACUCAGAGAUGGGAGAUUUGUGUAUAAAUACUGCCAUUGGUCCGCAUUUCUUGUUUUUAACUGCAGGCUUACUUAACCAAUCAAUCUGGUUAAAGCUGCUCCAAACCUGUCAGGUGCCCUGACGUAGACCCAGGGACUGUUUUGCACACACUCAAUCCAGCAAUCUGCCAUUUAAACUUUGACCUGGUCAUAUCUUAAGUCAUGUGCUAUGGAGAUGUUCUGAAUUGCUGAUUCAGGGAAUAUUGCUUUGGUCAGCAAAAUAGUUUACCUGUAAAAACAGCCCAUCUUUAAAAGAAAAAAAAAAAAAAGAGUCCACUUCUCUUUUAUUGCAGUGCUACUGAAUUGCGGUUGUAAACUCUCCUUCAGUAGAAGGUUUAAAAAAAAAAAAUAUAUUGUAAAAUAGUAAUGUGUUCAGACAGAAUGCUCUCUCAGCUCUCUUAUCUUUAUAGUUUGCAGCUGGGAACAAAUGCUCUGAUUAAAGUUACAGGUCUCAGUUAAAGGUCAUCACAAAGAUUCACUUUUUUGAGAGAUUAUUUUUUGUUCUAUUUGUAUUUUUGAUUUUAUUUGCUAUAAAUUAAACAGCUAUGUAUUUUAUUAGUGCUUUCUUGUUGUUUAUUGGGAUAAAUGUUAAAAAUGUCUAAUAUUGGGUCAGGAUUAUGUAAAUCCUGUUUAAAGGCUGGAAAAAAUUUUAAUUGUA
Molecule: messenger RNA, 2000 nt
Organism: Poecilia latipinna (sailfin molly)
Lineage: Eukaryota; Metazoa; Chordata; Actinopteri; Cyprinodontiformes; Poeciliidae
Gene: anapc15
Product: anaphase promoting complex subunit 15
Exons: 5
Coding region: 696-1064 (122 amino acids)
Biological process (GO): regulation of mitotic cell cycle spindle assembly checkpoint
Cellular component (GO): anaphase-promoting complex
Source: RefSeq, a predicted model, not a curated record